Molecule: messenger RNA, 1599 nt
Organism: Trypanosoma cruzi
Lineage: Eukaryota; Euglenozoa; Kinetoplastea; Trypanosomatida; Trypanosomatidae
Exons: 1
Coding region: 1-1599 (532 amino acids)
Molecular function (GO): nucleic acid binding
Source: RefSeq, a predicted model, not a curated record
AUGCCGCUGCAUCCAGAGUUCAUUCCGCUGGCAAAGCAGAAGGAGAUGUUCGCCAUCAGCUCCUGGCGGGACUCGCCGCAGACUGCCGCCGCAACACAGCCGAUGGUACCGAGUCCCGCCAUUUUACCGGAGGCCCAGUGUGACAAGGACGGUGCUUCGCAAGUCAAAGGGGGGCAUCGCUCACGCAGGGGGCGUCGUGGGAAAAAUCGACUGGUUCAGCGGCAACAAGAUGUGGAUGACUUUUUUUUGAACUGUGUGCUUCCAAAGGGAGUCUCGUUCGCCACGCUCAACUCGGAGCUGCAAUGUAACGCAACGAUGCCACUUCGUGCCUACGACAUUGGAACGCCGUACGCCCUGUUUACCCGACGUAAUUGUGGGGCGUUGUCGGGCGGCAUGGAGCUUGGCAACACGGAAAAUGCCGGUGGUAUUGGUGCCACUGCGACGGCUGCAACUGGCACAAAAGCGCCGAUGCCACCAGGAGGAGACCACAGUAGUACUACCAAUAAUAAUACUAAUAACCAUAAUCCUAAUAACACUAAUACUGUCACAAUUGCCGCUGCCGAUGCGAGAAUAGGGACUUCUUCAUCUGAAGCAGAGGCAGCUGUAGUAGCAAUAGCUUCAGGGGAUGGUUUGGCGACAACAACAAAGAAGUCAAACCAUCCUGCUGUGACUCUUUCACCCUUUCGUACGCCAAUGGUGGGAGCGUCAGGAGCGGCUGUACUGACGCCGGCUGACGACAGCGACGAUUCACCAGGCGACGCUCCUCCUCCAGACUUGGUCCUUCCACCGUCCGUCCCCUCCGAAAUACUUUCAAAGGGGCAUCUGAUCUCGCUUCUUUAUGCCGAGAGUGGCGAGGCAGAGAAGGCCAGUGAGUGGCUGCAGAAAAAGUGGCCGCAAGCGACGGUGAUGGUUGUAGCUCGCAACCGUUCCAUCCUGAACUCCUCACUGGUCCUAAAGGGGCUUCCCAGCCUGGCGAAAACGGAACGCAUCAUUGAGGAAGUUGAGAAGGUCAUCCCACAGAAGCCGUCUUACAUCCGUCUGCAUCGCGGUGAACGGGGGGUGUUCAAAAAUGUUGUCUUUGUGAAGUACCCCAAUCGCGAGGUCGCGGAGGAAAGUAAGUUGCGCCUUGAACGGUUUUUCAUUGGAUCGCGCCAACUUAAGGUGGAGUUUAAAAAGAAGGAAAAGGGAACCGCGGAACGGGAGAGCGAGGCUUCUCUUCAGCAGCUGGUCCGCGACCUCCGCGUCAGCACGGAACACGAAGGCUUUAUAUAUCAACGCAGCGACCUCACAAAGGAUGAAUUGAAGUUGUUGAAGCAGCUUUGCCACUCUUACGGCCUCUCCUUCGACCUCACCGAGCAAAAAGUGACGGUGAAGCGCAUCCUUCCAGGAAACGACCGCCAGUCACCGGCGCUACGCCCCAGCCAGACCACGCCGUUGAACUGGACGCAGGCCACACCCGGAGCUCUGCGACCGAUGGACUUCAAAGGCAUACGUCACUGGGGGGAGAUGCGCAGCAAGUACUCAUCCCUGGGUAUUGCUCGUCCGAAGGGACCCCACGAUGUGCCACCUUUCGCCUCCGGCCGGGGACGUCCGCUGUGA